This is a messenger RNA of Salvia splendens (bonfire salvia), 525 nucleotides long. RefSeq names its product zeaxanthin 7,8(7',8')-cleavage dioxygenase, chromoplastic-like. Gene Ontology annotation, molecular function: carotenoid dioxygenase activity. The record is from RefSeq and is a predicted model, not a curated record. Gene Ontology annotation, biological process: carotene catabolic process. NCBI's taxonomy places the organism in Eukaryota, Viridiplantae, Streptophyta, Magnoliopsida, Lamiales, Lamiaceae. Gene Ontology annotation, cellular component: chloroplast stroma. The coding region runs from base 1 to 525 and encodes 174 amino acids. The transcript has 3 exons.
AUGACCGCGUACCCCAAAACCGAUCCCGAGACCGAAUCGACUCCAACGGAAAAAAAGCAACGAGACGUCCCGAUUUUCUCCCUCAAGAGCCCAUCAUACAUCCACGACUUCGCCGUGACGAAGAGCCACGCCGUAUUCCCCGAUCCGCAGAUCGUGAUUGAGCCUCUCCAGAUCCUGAGGGGGAAGCCGGUGCUGAGAAUCAACGGCGAUAAGGUGCCGAAGCUGGGCGUGAUCCAGCGCGACGCGGAUGAUGAGAGAGAAAUGUACUGGAUCGAUGAGCCCGGGCUGAAUAUGCUGCACGUGGUGAACGCUUGGGACGAAGACCACGGCGACACCAUCGUCGUCGUCGCGUCUAAUAUCCAACCGGUUGAGCAUGUGCUAGAGAAGUUAGAUUUGGUACAUUUGUCGUUGGAGAAGAUCGUGAUCGAUGCCAAGACGAAGAAGAGGUCUCCUCUUUCGGCCUCAGAGUCUCGACUUCGGAGUCAUCAAUCCUCAUUAUGCACAAAAGAAAAACAGAGCAAUUGA